Chaetura pelagica (chimney swift) is the source of this 1145-nucleotide messenger RNA. It is a transcript of the gene MICU2, whose product is annotated as mitochondrial calcium uptake 2. Gene Ontology annotation, biological process: calcium import into the mitochondrion; mitochondrial calcium ion homeostasis. The transcript has 11 exons. Gene Ontology annotation, cellular component: uniplex complex. The record is from RefSeq and is a predicted model, not a curated record. NCBI's taxonomy places the organism in Eukaryota, Metazoa, Chordata, Aves, Apodiformes, Apodidae. The annotation marks the transcript as partial. Gene Ontology annotation, molecular function: calcium ion binding.
AGUUUGUCUACAAAUGCAACCAUAUUUCUACAUGGAUUUUUUUUCUGUUUCAGAAAGAAGAUGUCAUUAGUGUGGAAAAGGAUGAAAGACUAUUUCUUCGGAAGCAUCGCUUCAUGCAUUUUGCAUCAUUGGAAUACGAAGGAGAAUAUUACAUGACACCAAGAGACUUCUUGUUCUCUGUAGUGUUUGAUCAAGUUGAACGUAAAGCCUCUGCCAAGAAACUGACAAAAAAGGAGGUAGAUGCUACACUGCUAUUUGUUACCAAAGCUAAACCAGGACCGACCUUUUUCAGACAACUUGGUGAUAAAGGGUUGAUAUCUUAUGCAGAGUACCUAUUUUUGCUGACAAUCCUUACAAAACCCCAGACUGGAUUUCAGAUUGCCUUUAAAAUGUUGGAUGCAGAUGGCAAUGAACAAGUUGAAAAGAAAGAAUUCUUUAAGCUGCAGAAAAUCAUUGGGAAGGAAGAUGAUAUGCAAAUAGCUGGAAAUGAAACAGUAUUUCAGGGAGUAGAACCGGAAAGCUGUGGUAUUAACACCACUUUGCUGAUACAUUUCUUUGGAAAAGAAGGAAAGGAAAAACUUCGCUUUUCCGAGUUUUUCAGAUUCAUGGAAAAUCUGCAAACAGAAGUCCAAGAAAUGGAAUUCAUAAAGUUUUCAAAGGGUUUGAACGUCAUGAGAAAAGAAGACUUUGCAGAGUGGUUGCUGUACUUCACCGAUGAGGAAAACAAUGAAAUUUAUUGGCAGAAUGUGAAGGACAGAAUUGAGGCAGGAGAGAAUAUCAGUUUGGAAGAAUUCAAGACUUUUUGCAAGUUUACGAAUAACCUGGAAGACUUUUCUAUUGCCAUGAAGAUGUUUACUGUUGCAAAUCGUCCUGUUAAACGGGCUGAGUUCAAGAGAGCAGUGAAGGUGGCAACGGGACAGGAGCUCUCAGAUAAUGUUUUGGAUACCAUCUUCAAGAUUUUUGAUCUAGAUGGAGAUGACUGCCUGAGCCACAGCGAAUUUCUUGGAGUCCUGAGGAACCGAAUGCAUCGAGGUUUGAGGGUACCACAACAGCAAGGCAUUCAGGGUUACUGGAAGUGUGUGAAAAGAGAAAGCAUUAGAGGAGCCAAAGAAGUGUGGAAGCAAAUUGGGAAAAGUCCUUUUUAA